AUGCGUCAACGUCGUUGGGUAGAAUUGUUAAACGACCAUGACUGCGAAAUUUGCUACCAUCUAGGUAAAGCGAAUGUAGUAGCCGACGCGCUUAGUCGUAAAAACUCAUGUAAAGGGUAUUCGUUGUCUCCAACUCGUAACGAUCUUGAAAACUGCAUUCAUGAAGCUCAAUAUGCCUCUGUUAACGAGGGUAGUCUCUCCCUCGAGAUACGAGGUGGUGUGGAAGAAGAUCUUGUGUCUAAAUCCGAUGCUCCACAAACCCACCCUCUUCAUCUCUCUGCAUUCCUCUUAACCCUCUCUCUCUUCUACAUCAAAUCCGACCCAUUUCAAUCCAUCUUCAUCUGGUUCUCAUUAUCCCUCCUCAGCGGCCCUUUCGCCCCACCAUCUCUCACCGCCGGCGACAUCCGCGUCGGCCUGGGCCCCACUCUCCAGCCCAUUGUUGAAGAAACUGAUGGUGAAGAACCCGGUUGGGAGAAGAUUAUUGCUGCUGUUCCGGGGAGGUCGAAAGCGGCUUGUAUGAAAAGGGUUGCUGAUCUUAAGAAGGAUUUUAGGAGUUCGAAAGCUGCUUCGCAGGCUUGA
Molecule: messenger RNA, 579 nt
Organism: Helianthus annuus (common sunflower)
Lineage: Eukaryota; Viridiplantae; Streptophyta; Magnoliopsida; Asterales; Asteraceae
Exons: 3
Coding region: 1-579 (192 amino acids)
Source: RefSeq, a predicted model, not a curated record